Messenger RNA from Camellia sinensis, 903 nucleotides. NCBI's taxonomy places the organism in Eukaryota, Viridiplantae, Streptophyta, Magnoliopsida, Ericales, Theaceae. The record is from RefSeq and is a predicted model, not a curated record.
AUGACUAAAGCAAGGAGAUUCAUCUCUACUGGAAAUAAAAGGGUUCGAGGAAAAUACUGUUGGGAAAUUGUUAGUGGUGUCUCAUGUAAGAGACCAACGGCAUCCAACAGAAGAUGUGCUAGGAAAACAGAACCUGAACCAGUGGAAGUGAAUGUCCCUAUAGAGAAGGAUGACCAUGUGGAUGUGAAUAAUGAUUAUGUUGACAACGAUAUUGGUGUGGAGGAUGAUGAUGUCAAUAAUGAUAUUAGUGUAGAGGCUGACCUCAUAGAGGACGAUGUUGGUGUGGAUGAUGACAACACAAAACCAGUUCCAAGUGCUCCAGAGGAUCCUUCAUUGCUAAUUAGCUUCCAUAGCCAUGUUGUUGCUGCUGUUUGGAAGAAAAAGCUUGCCAAGUGGCCAUGGAUGUCACCAACAGUCGAAAAUGUUAGGUGGAGACAUGUGGUUGAGCAUUCUGGUCUUAGUGUCCUUAUUGAUCACACAUAUCAGCAUGGCAAUAGAGUGGCAAUAUCUGCCAUCAUUGAAAGGUGGCAUCCAGAGACAAAUACAUUUCACAUUCCAAAUGGUGAGAUGACUGUCACGUUGGAUGAUGUGCGGACCAUACUUGGCAUUCCAUUCACUAGCAUGGCUCUGUCAUGUCCUAAGUUAACAAGAUAUGAGACUGCUGAACUGGUGAAUGCUACUUUGGGAGUGCCAAUGAAUGAUGCAUUUGCAGAAUUAGUUCAAUCUCGUGAGCAAUCCGUGAAGCUAGAGUGGUUACGAAUUAGAUUUCAUGAAGUUAAUGAUACAGUUGAUGCAAAUUUCAUAGAAUACACAGCGAGAGCUUACUUGCUAUAUUUAUUAGGUUGUACCCUCUUCGCUGACAAGAGUGGGACUCAAGUACCUGUUGCUUCCUACACAUGUUGA